Molecule: messenger RNA, 1482 nt
Organism: Episyrphus balteatus (marmalade hoverfly)
Lineage: Eukaryota; Metazoa; Arthropoda; Insecta; Diptera; Syrphidae
Gene: wds
Product: protein will die slowly
Exons: 4
Coding region: 302-1345 (347 amino acids)
Cellular component (GO): Set1C/COMPASS complex
Molecular function (GO): histone binding
Source: RefSeq, a predicted model, not a curated record
CUAGACGUGACAAUUCAUUAAAUGCAUUUUGCAAAAGAAAAAGAGAAAGACGCGCCAUGUUAGAACAAAAAUUUUGUCCACAAGCAUUAUUUUAAUUUUAAAUGAAUUAAAUUCUUCAAAUGUGGUAAAUUCUGACGAUAUAAACUUUUACUAAAAUACAAAAAAAGUUUCCAUAAACAAGACAACUAAAUAUAUUCCUCAUAAAUCUCAAUAAUCUAUUCCGUUCGUGAAAAGUUACAAACGAGGUUAAAAAAAAAAUAAAAACAAGGCUUUCGAUUGCUCAGAAAAAUUAAACAUCAAUAUGGUACCAAUCGGCCCCGUGCACGGACACCCUGGCGUCCACCCACCCCAACAAAUUCAGAGCACUCCAUCGGGACCAAACCAACUACAAUCUUCUUCCAACAGCCAAUCAAAUAAAUCUUCCAACGCGGUGAAACCCAACUACACAUUAAAAUUCACUCUAGCUGGCCACACAAAAGCAGUUUCCGCAGUUAAAUUCAGUCCUAAUGGUGAAUGGCUCGCCAGCUCAUCCGCUGAUAAGCUGAUCAAAAUUUGGGGCGCAUACGAUGGAAAAUUUGAGAAAACAAUCGCGGGUCACAAAUUAGGAAUAAGUGAUGUAGCAUGGUCAUCUGAUAGUCGGCUGCUUGUAAGCGGCAGUGACGAUAAGACUCUGAAAAUCUGGGAGCUUAGCUCGGGAAAAUGUCUUAAAACACUCAAAGGACACAGCAACUAUGUAUUCUGUUGCAACUUCAAUCCACAAAGCAAUUUAAUUGUUUCGGGUAGUUUUGACGAGAGUGUUCGCAUUUGGGACGUUCGCACUGGCAAGUGUCUGAAAACACUACCCGCCCAUUCGGAUCCCGUAUCUGCUGUGCAUUUUAAUCGCGAUGGAUCUUUGAUUGUUAGUUCUAGCUAUGAUGGGUUAUGUCGCAUUUGGGACACAGCCAGCGGACAGUGUUUGAAAACAUUAAUCGAUGACGACAAUCCGCCAGUGAGCUUCGUUAAAUUCUCACCUAAUGGAAAAUAUAUUCUCGCUGCAACGCUUGACAAUACCUUGAAGUUAUGGGACUAUUCAAAGGGAAAGUGUUUGAAGACAUAUACUGGACACAAAAAUGAAAAAUACUGUAUAUUUGCAAAUUUUUCUGUUACUGGCGGCAAGUGGAUUGUAUCAGGAAGUGAGGACAACAUGGUUUAUAUAUGGAAUCUACAAAGCAAAGAAGUCGUUCAAAAACUUCAAGGUCACACAGAUACAGUUCUUUGCACGGCAUGCCAUCCAACGGAGAAUAUCAUCGCAUCAGCAGCAUUGGAAAAUGAUAAGACUAUAAAACUGUGGAAAAGUGACACCUAAAUCAGAAAACUAAAUUUGAAUACCGAAAUAAACAAAUAAAAUUUCCAUACAAAAAAUGAGAAGAACUAAACAGUAGAAUGUAAAUACUUUAAGCUUGCACUCUUGUUUCUUUAUAUUCAUUUUUAAUCUAACAAAAA